Daldinia caldariorum is the source of this 1745-nucleotide messenger RNA. RefSeq lists its product as uncharacterized. The transcript has a single exon. NCBI's taxonomy places the organism in Eukaryota, Fungi, Ascomycota, Sordariomycetes, Xylariales, Hypoxylaceae. Bases 1 to 1674 code for a protein of 557 amino acids. The record is from RefSeq and is a predicted model, not a curated record.
AUGGCACAGCGACUAGAGGAGCUUGAUCAGCGCUUGGGAGACUGCGAGCUGCAGGACCGGGACCUUCCAGAUAGGGGUCGCCGCUCCGCCGCCGCAGAUGGGGCUUCCGCUCGUAUGACGGAGCUCGUCAUGAAGGAGGAUCAUUUGAAGAACAGGGUCAACAACGUGAGAGAUGAUGCAACGGAGUACAUCGCUACCAUCAGCCCUGGCCUUGAAGAGGUCGGAGAAGUUAACCCUUUAGACGUGGAGCGGCUCCAACAUACAACCAUCUCCCUAGAGAAUACCGUGUUCGAAACGACGGUAACUAUGGUUUUAGCUCGCGAGGGCGCCCUCAAUAGGAUUAGAGACAUGGGCCAUCAAUUCAAGCGCUCUUUAUUCAACGCAGAAGUAAAAAUAGCCCACAAGGAGCUCAACCAGGCUGAAGGUCGUCUCGCCGUAUUAACCUUCGACCUCGAAGCUAACGAGGCUCACAACCAGGAGCUGCAAACCAACUUAGCCAUGAGAGAUGGGACGAUCGGAUCCCUUCGACGCUGGUUCCGAAAGCAGUUGGAUAAGAAAAAAGCUUCGAUUAGAAGCCUUAAACGCCAGCUUCGAAACCGUAUCGAAGCCCAUAUAUUUGUGGACGGCGAGGUCGAGAGGCUUGAGGCCGAAGUCCGAACCCUCGAGAGGCGCGGUGCGGAGCAGCAAGCUGAAAUUUGCCAGCUUCGUGUCGACGUAACCAGUCUCGAAGAACAAAUAAAUGAUUUAACCAUAGCUCUUGGUGGCGCGGAAUUCCAGAUUAGGUCUCUGGGUGACCAGGAUCAGCUCGUGGCCGAGUUCUUCGCGUCUAGAUGCGACAUCCGUCCUGAACGGGAAGACCUCCGCGUCUGGACUCCUUUUGUGAGAGGCGUCCGACGUGCCUGCUGGGUUGCGGGUCGCGAAUGCGUAACGCCUUGGACCUUGUUACCGCCGUGGGGACUUACGGAAGAGGUAGACGUAGCUCCCGAGCCGGAGCGGCGUGCUGACAUCGUCGGGCUCCUCGCCCACACAUAUCGCGCGGCAGCCCAAGGGCUCGUAGGUCACAGGCUCUUACGAGCGUUGACCCAGCACCUAGCUGGGGCCGAGAUGCUACCCAUCGGCGUGAUAGCGGCCGUCCUAGACAGGCUAGUAGCCUUCGUCGAAGAUGGGUCUGUGGAGGACGACCUCACGCUGCAGCUGUUCGCAGCCGCGCUUCUGCAGGCCGCACGAUGUGUGCGCGGUCGGGUCGAGGGGACGGAUUCCGGCUUGGAAGAUGUACACUCUCGUACCGAGAAGAUCGUUGCGAGAUCCGGUGCUCCCAUGACGCAUCUAGUCCAGCUUCUACAGAACGACGGCGCGCAGCUGGUCCGAGAUCUGCUCGCCACCCGCGACCCCUCCGGCUAUCCCGUAGGAGAUGGGUUAUCCGGACCCAUGUACUGUCCCGGACCGAGGCUGGGCUUCCUCAAGCUGCUGGAAUUGAAGCAAUGGGUCUGGAUAGUUGCGAUGGACGACCGCACCGUCAGGGCUGUGCGGUGUGAGCGAGGGGACUGGGCCUGGGCCUCAAACCUCGAGCGCUACGUAUUUAUGGCGGUGGAGGGGUCGGAUAUGACGAUAGACACGCACCAUACUGCUGACAGGCGCUGGCUCAAUUCUAAUACGAUAUGGGAGGAGGGUUAGUUUUGAAGUUCAGAAUUGAAGUUCGUAAUAUUAUGCGGUUACGUUUUAACCGUGCAAUAGAGACGACCACG